Colius striatus (speckled mousebird) is the source of this 1697-nucleotide messenger RNA. RefSeq names its product beta-1,3-galactosyl-O-glycosyl-glycoprotein beta-1,6-N-acetylglucosaminyltransferase 7. The record is from RefSeq and is a predicted model, not a curated record. Gene Ontology annotation, molecular function: acetylglucosaminyltransferase activity. The coding region runs from base 399 to 1697 and encodes 432 amino acids. The transcript is spliced from 4 exons. Gene Ontology annotation, cellular component: membrane. NCBI's taxonomy places the organism in Eukaryota, Metazoa, Chordata, Aves, Coliiformes, Coliidae.
UGUACAUAUUUGAAAGUCUGAUUUCAGUCCUUUAAAGGCUGUCUCAGAAAGAGUGGCAGCAAAAUUUGGAGAAGCUCAAGUUUUUCUCUCACUAUUGUGAAGCAGAGCGCAUUUCUGAAGCCAAACAGCAUUACCGCAGAAUAAAUAUGCUAAGCAUUGCGGGAAGCCGGUGAAGUCUUAAAUGAAAACAUUCACGUUAAUGUUUAACCCCUUUCACUUACACGAGAUCUCCACACAAGCGACAGAAUGAAGAACGCUGCCUGAAUUCUGCUGAAGGACAAGGGACUCUCUAUUUAUUUUUAUUAUGCUGCCGUCUCCUGGCUAAUUUUGUACAAGAUUAUCUGAACAGUUAAUUAAAACUAUGAUAAGAAGAGAAGACAGUAUCUGGAAGAUAAAAGAUGAACUUACUUGAUGCAACAAAAUCAGGAUUUUUAGUGUGCAUUGCUGUCUGUAUGUUCAUCUACACUUGCAUCUACCUAAAAAAUGUGCUUUCUGAAGAGCCAAAUGAACAAAAAUUUAACCCAAAUAUAGCAGAGUGUGGUUUUUACCCAGAUGAACUUUGUUCAGCUCUUUUUGUGGGGAAAGCUGCUGCCCUGAAAAUUGGAAACUUCUGUCAGAACACCUACCAACCUAAAACACUCAGUUGCAUUCAGACUUCCUGCAACUGCUCCAUGGUUUUGAAGAGUCUGCAUUUUAUCACAAGACCUCUGUCAGAUGAAGAAGGGAAUUUCUCAUUGGCAUACAUUAUCACAAUUCACAAGGAGCUGGAAAUGUUUGUAAAGCUGCUAAGGGCUAUUUAUAUGCCUCAGAAUAUUUACUGCAUACAUGUUGAUGAAAAGUCACCAAAAGACUAUAAAGCUGCUGUACAAAACAUCGUUAAUUGCUUUGAAAAUAUUUUUAUUGCCUCCAAAAGAGAAAAUGUUGUUUACGCAGGAUUUUCAAGAUUACAAGCUGAUAUUAACUGCAUGACUGAUCUAGUUCAUUCCAAAAUUCAGUGGAAUUAUGUUAUUAAUCUGUGUGGUCAAGAUUAUCCCAUUAAAACGAACAAAGACAUUAUACAAUACAUCAAAAGUAAAUGGAAUGGUAAAAAUAUGACUCCUGGGGUAGUCCAACCACUUCAUAUGAAACACAGGACACAGGUUAGCUACAGAGAACGUGUACAUUCUGGAAUGUCAUACGUGUAUCCAACAAAGAAUAUAAAAACUAAACCUCCAUAUAAUUUGACAAUAUAUUUUGGUAGUGCCUAUUACAUCCUCACAAAAGAAUUUGUAAAGUUUACAUUGACUGAUGCACGUGCAAAAGAUUUGCUUGAAUGGUCAAGAGACACGUACAGUCCGGAUGAACACUACUGGGUCACUCUGAAUCGUUUAAAUGAUGCUCCAGGGGCUACACCCAAUGCAGACUGGGAAGGAAACAUCCGAGCCAUUAAAUGGAAAGAUCAAGAAGGAACUGCACACAAAGGCUGCAAUGGUCAUUACAUCAGAGACAUUUGUGUCUAUGGACUAGGGGAUUUGCAGUGGAUUAUUGAGUCACCUCAUUUGUUUGCCAACAAAUUUGAGCCUGCAACGUACCCACUUGUCAUGGACUGCCUAGAGAGACGCUAUAGGCUCAAAGUCCUGCACCAGGCAGAAGUCUCAAUUGAAGAUCACUGGCGUUUUCAGGAAGAGAACUACUUCAACAUGAAACUGAACAUUUGA